AUGCCCGUUGAUCACAUCGAGGCUCUGGGCGGCAUUCAAACAUAUAUCUCCGAUCCUCCUGCUGCGACAAAUAAAAUGAUACUCUUCCUGGCGGACUUUUAUGGGCCGCUUUUUGUGAAAAAUCAGUUGCUUCCUAUUUCGCGUCUUGCGGCUAUCUCGUCCUUGGACCCUAUUACUUCUUUGGUUCAGGAAGCGCGUAAACCAGCCAUUGACGCGUUCCCCGCCUGGCUAGACGCUGUGAAAGCAAAAUACGAGAAUGACUUCGCAUUCCCACAUGCCUCGUAUCGACGGGCAGAGGAUAUCAUGGUCAGCCGCAAGUGCACGUACUACUUCCAGGCGUUCUCAGGUGUUAAGCACAGAUUUGCCGUACGAGGCGGAACGAAUAUUGAGACAGAGCGCUGGGCAAAGGAAGAGAGCGCCAGGGGAAUCAAGGAGUGGUUCGAUCGGUUCACUGCCUAG
Suillus paluster is the source of this 459-nucleotide messenger RNA. RefSeq lists its product as uncharacterized. Lineage: Eukaryota; Fungi; Basidiomycota; Agaricomycetes; Boletales; Suillaceae. Bases 1 to 459 code for a protein of 152 amino acids. The transcript is spliced from 5 exons. The record is from RefSeq and is a predicted model, not a curated record.